Molecule: messenger RNA, 1692 nt
Organism: Corapipo altera (White-ruffed manakin)
Lineage: Eukaryota; Metazoa; Chordata; Aves; Passeriformes; Pipridae
Product: diacylglycerol O-acyltransferase 2-like
Exons: 8
Coding region: 91-1176 (361 amino acids)
Biological process (GO): lipid metabolic process
Cellular component (GO): endoplasmic reticulum membrane
Source: RefSeq, a predicted model, not a curated record
UCAGGUGGUUAAAGCCUCUGGACACACAGCCUCUGUGAUUGCCAAACUCACCUUUCAACCUGCCGAGCCUGGUGCGGAGCUCCCGCCACCAUGAAAACCAUCAUCGCGGCCUGCUCCCAAAAUCUUAGUGGGAGCCGUGCCAGUGUCCAGGCCGCCCUGCGCACGCUGCUGGCCGUGCCCUGGCCCUCCCAGCGGGACGUUCGCUCCGCGCUCCAGCUCCUCGCCGUCCUGCAGUGGGUGCUCAGCUUCCUGCUGCUGGGAACCGUCAGCCUCGUGGUGCUCAUCUACCUACUGUUCACCAGCUUCUGGCUCAUCCCGGUGCUCUACCUGGCCUGGAUCAUCUUCGACUGGGACACACCGGAGAGAGGUGGCAGGAGGCUGCCGUGCCUGCGGCGAUGGACUGUGUGGAACCACUUUCGGGAUUAUUUCCCAGUCAAGCUGGUGAAGACACAUGAUCUGUCACCCAACCACAACUACAUCAUUGGCUCCCACCCCCACGGCAUCCUCUGUGUCGGCGCCUUCUGCAACUUCAUCACGGGCUCCACGGGCUUCGAGGAGAUGUUCCCGGGAAUCCACUCCUUCCUCACCACCCUGGCUGGCAACUUCCGCCUGCCCCUUUUCCGGGAGUACCUGAUGAGUGGGGGGCUGUUCCCGGUGACCCGCCGUGCCAUCGGGUACCUGCUGUCCCAGAACGGCACCGGCAACGCGGUGGCCAUCGUCAUCGGCGGCGCGGCCGAGUCGCUGUCCUGCCGGCCCGGCGUCACCACGCUCAUCCUCCGCAACCGCAAGGGCUUCGUGCGCAUGGCCUUGCAGCACGGGGCCUUCCUCGUCCCCUCCUUCUCCUUUGGGGAGAAUGACCUGUUCCGCCAGGUGGUCUUUGAGGAGGGCAGCUGGAUGAGAAGCAUCCAGCAGCGCUUCCAGAAGAUGAUUGGCUUCGCUCCCUGCGUCUUCUAUGGCCGUGGCCUCACCUCCAGCCGCUCCCGGGGCAUCCUGCCCUACGCCAGACCCAUCACCACCGUGGUGGGGGAGCCGGUGGCAGUGCCCAAGGUGCAGAACCCGAGCCGGGAGCUGGUGGACACGUACCACGAGAUGUACAUCCAGGCCCUGCUCAAACUCUUCAACGACAACAAGACCAAGUAUGGGCUGUCGGAGACGGAUGAGCUGCACAUCCUCUGAGUGCCCCCGGCGCCGGCAGCCCCGUCCCAGCUCACCAGGGCUCCUGGGGGGGGAUUUCAGCUGGCCCAGCAUGGGGGACACACAGGGCACAGUCCCCACCCCAGCCCUCCGCUCCUCUGGCCCAAAAACCUGAGUGGGAGAUGAGAGGAGAGGAGGAAACCAGGGGGAGAUUGGGAAAGGGUCCCCCUUGGAAGGGGUUUGGAGGGGCUGCAGGUGACACAGCUGUCUCCUGGCAGGGGCUGGGGUGAGGAUGAGGGCCAGUGAUGGGCACAAUCCCCCCAGAUAACCAGGUCACCAUGAGCUGAGGGAGGGGGUGCCAUGGGAGGAAAAAUCAAAUGGGGUCUUUGGGGUGGCAUCAUGAUGGCACGUGGGACCAGCCUUGGGGGACAUCCCACCCUGAGGUCAGGGGGGAACACUCCUGGACUUGGGGACCUGUGGAAGUGGCCUCAGCCAGGACCAUGUGGUCUCAGAUGAGCCUUUUCAGAUGCCUCUGUCCCCAAUACAGGUUUCCAACUC